AUGAACUUUGAGGAUGUGGCCAUCGACUUCUCCCAGGAGGAGUGGGGGCUCCUCACUGAAGCUCAGAGACUCCUAUUCUGCGAUGUGAUGCUGGAGAACUUUGCUCUUGUAGCGUCUCUGGGUUGUUGGCAUGGAAAAGAAGAUGAGGAGGCUCUUUCUGAGCAGAAUGUAUCUGUAGAAGGAGAGUUACAGGUCAAAGCUUAUACAACUGGUCCAUCCACCCAGGACACCCGCUCCUGUGAGAUGUGUAUCCUAGUCUUGAAAGAUAUUUUGCACCAAGCUGAGCACCAGACAAUAUACCCUUUGCAGAAACUAUACUUGGUUGGCACAUGUGUGAGAUGUCUCUGUUUCAGUGCAAAUCGUUACCAGCAACAGAGGCAUGACGGUGGAGAGAAGCCCUGGAAAAGAGAUGUCAACAGGGCUUCAUUUGUGAUGAGUUGCAGCUUCUAUCUGUCCAGGGAGCCUUUCACCUGUAGGGAGGUUGGCAAGGACCCUCUGGCCAUGUCAGGCCUGCUCCAACACCAGGCCAUUCCCUACAGUGAGAUGCCACACAGUGGCAGUGAGAGUAGGCAGGCCCUUCCCAGUGGAAAAAGUCAUUACAAGUGGGGUGAAUGUGAAAAAGCUGCCGGCCACAACCACACACUUGUUCAACAUCAGAGUGUCUGCUCUGGAGAAGAGCUUUAUGAGUGUGACACAUGUGGGAAAGCCUUCAGCUGCAAUUACAGAUUUGUUCACCACCAGCAAAUUCAUACUGGACAAAGGCCAUAUGACUAUGGUGAACGUGGGAAGUUGUUGAGUGAAAUCUCUGGCCUCAUCAAACACCAGAGAAUUCACACUAGAGAAAGGACUUAUGAAUGCAGUGAACGUGGAAAAGUCGUUAUCCACAAAUCUAAACUCAUUCACCACAAGAGACGGCACACUGCAGGAAAGCAUUAUGAAUGUGACGAAUGUGGGAAAUCCUUUAGCUACAAAUCUAACCUCAUUGAACACUGGAGAGUACACACUGGAGAAAGACCUUAUGAGUGCAGUGAAUGUGGCAAGUCAUUUAGACAAAGCUCUAGCCUUUUGCGACACCAGAGAGUUCAUACUGGAGAAAGGCCUUAUGAGUGCAGCGACUGUGGGAAAUCUUUUAGACAAAUAUUUAACCUCAUUCGACAUGGGAAAGUUCACACUGGAGAAAUGCCUUAUGAGUGUAGUGAUUGUGGGAAAUCGUUUAGCUGCAAAUCUGAACUCAUUCAACACCAGAGAAUCCACAGUUGCAAAAGGCCUCAUAAGUGCAGUGAAUGUGGGAAGUCAUUUAGACAGUUCUCUAGCCUCAUUCGACACCAGAGUGUUCAUACUGGAGAAAGGCCAUAUGAGUGCAGUGUUUGUGCGAAAUCUUUUAGCCGCAAAUUUAUCCUGAUUGAACAUCAGAGAGUUCACACUGGGGAAAGACCUUUUGACUGUAGUGAAUGUGGAAAGUCCUUUACCCGCAGACCUGACCUCAUUCAACACCAGAGAAUUCAUACUGGUACAAGACCUUAUGAGUGCGGUGAAUGUGGGAAGUCCUUUAGACAACGCUCUGGCCUUAUUCAACACCGCAGAGUUCAUUCUGGAGAAAGGCCUUAUGAGUGUAGGGAAUGUGGGAAAUCCUUUAGCUACAAAUCUAAGCUCACUGAACACUGGAGAGUUCACACUAGAGAAAGACCUUAUGAGUGCAGUGAAUGUGGAAAGUCGUUUAGACAAAGCUCUAGCCUUUUUCGACACCAGAGAGUUCACACUGGAGAACGGCCUUAUGAGUGCAGCGACUGUGGGAAAUCCUUUGGACAAAUAUUUAACCUCAUACGACAUGGUAGAGUUCACACUGGAGAAAUGCCUUAUGAGUGUAGUGAUUGUGGGAAAUCGUUUAGCUGCAAAUCUGAACUCAUUCAACACCAGAGAAUCCACAGUGGCGAAAGGCCGUAUAAGUGCAGUGAAUGUGGGAAGUCAUUUAGACAGUUGUCUAACCUCAUUCGACACCGGAGUGUUCAUACUGGAGAAAGGCCAUAUGAGUGCAGUGUUUGUGCGAAAUCUUUUAGCCGCAAAUAUAUCUUCAUUCAGCAUCAGAGAGUUCACACUGGGGAAAGACCUUUUGACUGUAGUGAAUGUGGAAAGUCUUUUACCCACAAAUCUGACCUCAUUCAGCACCAGAGAAUUCAUACUGGUACAAGACCUUAUGAGUGCGGUGAAUGUGGGAAGUCUUUUAGACAACGCUCUGGCCUUAUUCAACACCGCAGAGUUCAUUCUGGAGAAAAGCCUUAUGAGUGUAGGGAAUGUGGGAAAUCCUUUAGCCGAAGUGCUAGCCUUAUUCAACACCAGAAAGUUCACACUGGAGAAAGACCUUAUGAGUGUAGUGAAUGUGGCAAAUCCUUUAGCCGCAAAUCUCACCUCCUUAGACAUCGGAGAGUUCACACUGGAGAAAAGCUUUAA
Messenger RNA from Ceratotherium simum simum (southern white rhinoceros), 2448 nucleotides. RefSeq lists its product as uncharacterized. Gene Ontology annotation, cellular component: nucleus. NCBI's taxonomy places the organism in Eukaryota, Metazoa, Chordata, Mammalia, Perissodactyla, Rhinocerotidae. The record is from RefSeq and is a predicted model, not a curated record. Gene Ontology annotation, biological process: regulation of transcription by RNA polymerase II. Gene Ontology annotation, molecular function: DNA-binding transcription factor activity, RNA polymerase II-specific; RNA polymerase II cis-regulatory region sequence-specific DNA binding.